This is a messenger RNA of Gracilinanus agilis (Agile Gracile Mouse Opossum), 1343 nucleotides long. RefSeq names its product NudC domain containing 2 (gene NUDCD2). Gene Ontology annotation, cellular component: cytoplasm. Lineage: Eukaryota; Metazoa; Chordata; Mammalia; Didelphimorphia; Didelphidae. The coding region runs from base 54 to 527 and encodes 157 amino acids. Gene Ontology annotation, biological process: protein folding. The transcript is spliced from 4 exons. The record is from RefSeq and is a predicted model, not a curated record.
GCCGAGGUACCUUGGCUGGUACUCUCAGAGGGCAGCUGGGAGCAGAGGGAAGCAUGUCUGCACCAUUUGAGGAGCGAAGCGGGGUCGUGCCUUGCGGGACACCCUGGGGCCAGUGGUACCAGACCCUAGAGGAGGUGUUUAUAGAAGUCCAGGUGCCACCGGGCACUCGCGCGCAGGAGAUCCAGUGCGGCCUGCAGAGUCGGCAUGUGGAGCUCGCUGUGCGGGGCCAGGAGAUCCUCAAGGGCAAACUCUUUGAUUCUACAAUAGCUGAUGAGGGAACAUGGACAUUAGAGGACAGAAAAAUGGUUCGUAUAGUUCUUACCAAGACAAAGAGAGAUGCAGCAAAUUGUUGGACCUCUCUCUUAGAAACUGAAUAUGCAGCUGAUCCAUGGGUACAGGACCAAAUGCAAAGGAAACUUACCUUGGAGAGAUUCCAGAAAGAAAACCCGGGUUUUGACUUCAGUGGAGCAGAAAUCUCAGGAAACUACAGUAAAGGUGGACCAGAUUUCUCUAGUCUUGAAAAAUAAAAACUGCCAUUUUUCACUGUUCCAUGGAGCCUAGAAGAUGUUGCCAGUGUAAAAGGAAUGGAUUAUGUGAUAGAAGAAAAUUUCACUUGCUUACACAACUGAAUGAGAAUUGUAAAACAUUUAAAUAUGACUUCAAAGAAUACAUUCAAACUGUAGUUUACAUAGAAAACAUUCUGAAUUUCAAUGGAAACUUUUCUAGAGAAAUGGUCUUUUUUUGGACUUUGCUCAGCAGGACAUUUUAAACAAGUUUUGAACUCUUAUUAAUUUGUUAUGCAGUAGGCCAUAAUCAUGUAAAACUCAAGUGUGCCUUCAGGGGAAAUUAAGUUUUUCUUUGGAAAACUGUAAUUCAGAAUAACUGUCAAUAAAGCUUUCUAAUUCCCACAUGGGAUAGGUGUUACCCACCAAUUUUAGAGUACCAAAGGGAAAUGAUUAACUUUAAACAUUCCAACAGGUGUUGGAUAUUAACAGUAUAUUAAAUGGAAAAAUAAAGUCUUAUUCCUAAACUGUCAUAAUAUUCCUAUGAAACUUAGUUCUAUUUUAGUUUCAAAUAAGUUAAAUGCCUUUUAAUACUAAACAUUUUUUUAUGAGCAUAAGGGGAGUAGCUUAAAAAAUAUAAUGUAAAUACAGCAUCUUUAUAGGAAAUGUAACACAAUAAACAACUUUAGCCAUCAAUCAUUAGCUCCCUUUGGAUAGACAGGGGUAAAAGCUGUCCUGUAUAAGCAAGAACAUUGUAAUUUUGUUGUUUCUACCAAUUUACUAUUUUAUGAAAAUCAGAUUGUUGAUAUUUUUUCCUAUAAUUUUGUAUAAAACUGUAGU